CCAUCCACACACACACAUACACACGCACGCACACGAACGCACGCACACACACACACAUGAUGCCUACAUGCGCAUACACGCAUCUACGUAUACACGUACACUUCACACGCGACUCAUUCAUUUCGUACAGCCAUUAGCAGCGGCAAGAAAAUGAGAAAAUGAACGAUUUCAAGUUUUUACCAUUCCAUUUAGCCCUGGAUUACAUAAAGGGUUUUUCGUCUAACACCUGUUCUUCUCAUAAAAACAAAACCUUUAUCCGUCAUCAUUCGACUGGAAUCUAAUCUACAACAAGCAAGGAACCAUGUCUGCGACAGAUGAUAAUUCCCUGACUUUCUUAAGGAUUACCGACACAACAUGGGAGAAUGUCGAAAUGAGCUUGUGGUUUUCCAUGGUCAUCAUCCUUGCAGUGACGCUCUUCAUACUAUGGAGGAGAAAAGAUGACAACUAUCCACCGGGACCGUUUAACUGGCCGCUGAUCGGAAAUAUCCAACUGAACAAGGCGCAUCUUCAGUUGACUAACUUGAAAAAUAAAUAUGGUGACAUUUACAGCGUCACAAUUUCUCGCAAAAACAUUGUCGUCUUGUGUUCUUUGGACAGUAUCUUGGAGUGUCUUCAUUAUAAUGGUGACGCAUUUGCCAACAGACCGAGCUGUCCGGUCUUGCGUUCUCUCUACAAGUCUGGAGAUAAGAAUGAAGGUUUCAUAACGGCUGAUUAUGAUGAUAAACUGGAACAAAAGCGUGAUUUCUUGCAAGACUGUAUGGUCGAUGGCACAUAUUGUCUGGAAUAUGAUACGGAGAUGAAGAUUGGCAGUGAAGUUCAGGAUGUCUUACAGAAAUUCAUAAGAGAAAAGGCUCCCUUUAAUCCUUUCAAUCUUCUUUAUCCUUCAUUUCUAAAUGUUACCCUGUCCAUAAUAUUCAGCCAGUGGCACCGCAACGAUGAGAAAGACACCAAUUUCCAAGAGAUUCUCAAGUCGCUCACUCUUCGAGCAAAAUGUCUGAAACAGACAUUUCCCGAUAUUUUCCCUUUGCCAUCUUUCUUGGAAAACUUACGCUUCAAGCAAAUCAAAGAGAGAAUGCGUCUCCAGCACGAAUACCAAAGGAAACUCAUCAACUUCCACAAAGAUACUUUUAAUCCUUGUGUUCUGAGGGAUUUGACUGACCAGCUACUUGUCUAUGUCGAAAACGGUGAUGACAAAGGUUUGUUUGCUAGUUCUGACAUGGAGAAUAUUCUACUGGAGAUUUCAGGCAGUGGGUUUGAAUCGACUGCUGUUUGUUUGACAUGGCUUCUUGGGUACAUGGCAAUGUACCCCAGUAUACAGUCACAAGUGCAGGAGGAAUUAGAUAAAGUCGUUGGAAGAGAAAACAACCCAAGUCUUGCCGAGCAGCCUAAGUUGCCUUAUACACUUGCUACCAUAUGUGAAGCUCACAGAAUGGCCUCAGUAAUGCCAUUUCUCUACCCACAUCAAGCAGUUAAAAAUACAGUAUUGCAAGGUUAUGAUAUUCCCAAAGACACCUGGAUCCUCUGCAAUGUUUGGAGUCUUCACUAUGAUACAAGAUACUGGAAAAACCCCAAAAAAUUCGACCCAACAAGAUUCCUGAAAGAUGAGAAAACCAUAUCCAUUCCAGACUGCUUCUUACCAUUCGGCAUUGGUGUUCGAGAAUGCCCCGGAGAAUCACUGGCAACUCUUAAUCUCUUUCUCUAUUUCACACAUAUCCUACAUCGCAUGAAUAUUCGACCAGCAGACAAUAAAAUGCCGUUUCACAUGGAGGGUGAAUUAGAAUACCUUCUACUACAUAAACCAAAACCAUUCCGAAUAAGAGCUAUCAGGAGGAAUAAUUGAAAUCUUCUGUGCCAAUCAGGAUUCAAAGAAAUACACGAGGAUGUCAGCCUUAUACUUUCUAUGUUUUAUCCUCUUCUAAAUCAAAGGAAUUGCAAGAAAUUAUCACCACACCUCAAUUACCACCACUACUACUAUUACUACUACUACUACGACGACGACCAAAUGGACAACUACUACUACGACCAUGACCAUGACCAAAUAGAAGAUGAGGUUUUGUUCUGAAAGAAGAAUUGCAUGGAAUUGUAAUGAAAGUUGUGUCAGACAAUCAUCGAGAAACAUCCGAAGUUAUAAAAGAAUUAACAUUUUUUUUUUUAUGAAAGACUUAAAUUUCUUAAAAGGAACACUAAUAAAAAAAA
Octopus sinensis (East Asian common octopus) is the source of this 2196-nucleotide messenger RNA. RefSeq names its product cytochrome P450 1A4-like. Gene Ontology annotation, cellular component: intracellular membrane-bounded organelle; cytoplasm. The coding region runs from base 302 to 1840 and encodes 512 amino acids. The record is from RefSeq and is a predicted model, not a curated record. Gene Ontology annotation, biological process: xenobiotic metabolic process. Gene Ontology annotation, molecular function: oxidoreductase activity, acting on paired donors, with incorporation or reduction of molecular oxygen, reduced flavin or flavoprotein as one donor, and incorporation of one atom of oxygen; iron ion binding; heme binding. The transcript has 6 exons. Lineage: Eukaryota; Metazoa; Mollusca; Cephalopoda; Octopoda; Octopodidae.